AAUAAAUUUAUUUCCAUAUAUACAUCAUUUUUGGCUUCACCACAAAAUAUUUGUUGCUUUCAUACUAACGGAAAUUAUGUGCACUUAAAGUAAGAUCUUCAAGUGAAGUAGUAUGAAUAAUGCAGUACUUUCUAAGCCAUUUGUUCCUAAAGCUGCAAUAACAAUUAAAUGUCGACAUAUUGAUGCUAAAACUGGAUUAGAUUGUUCAUAUGACAAAAAAGACUUAAAUAAUCAGUCGCAGAAUGAAAAUGAUGUAGACGGAUCUUCACUUGAAACUUCUAGUAACGAUUCCGGAGACAACAACUCAGACGACGAAGGGGACGACGACAACCUAAAAGGAAAGGGAGACGGUGAUUUUAAUUUCGACAAUUUAAAGGAUUUAAGAGAAUUUCGUAAAUCACAUAAUUUACAACAUUUAUUUCAUUUAAGUUUAUUUAGAAGCGGAGACUACACUUAUCCAACUGAACUUGGAUAUCACACAUUAUUUGCAUCUGUCAGGUAUAGAGCAUUUGAGAAGCCGAAAAUUGAUAAAGCUCUAUUCAAAAUGAGAAAUGUCCCUGAAGAAAACAAACAUAUAAAACACAGUGACCAUGAAGGUCAUAAAGAUGUGGUGGCAAAUAAUUAUUUUGAAAUUCCAAACUUACAGCAAGAGUUAAAGAAGAGAAAUAAAUUUAUUGACUCUAUGCCACGUACAAAACCACUACAAGUCGAAGGAAUACAAUUUCAAAACUUUUCAAUGCCUUACAAAACACCAAAUGAUCCACAGCAGGCCUUAGCAACACCACAGCAUUUACCUAUUAUAGAUAUUACCGAGAAACUAAAACGGGAGCUUUUACAUUGCAUGCAACAAAACCUUUUAAGCGGCUGUUGUACGGGAUGUUGUAAUGAACCGACCAGCUGUGGAUGCGAUCCAUGCUGUGGUUGCCCAUUGAAAUGUGGUUGUUGUGUUAAUAUCCCACGUGGUCCUUAUGGUCCAUGUGGUGCAUUUGGGUCAUGUGGACCAUGUGGACCAUGUGGACCAUGUGGUCCAUGUGGUCCUUGUGGGCCAUGUGGCCCAUGUGGUCCAUGUGAUCCAUGUGGUUCAUGUGGUCCAUGUGGUUUAUGUGGUCCAUGUGGUCCAUGUGGUCCAGGUGGCCCAUGUGGUCCAUGUGGUCCAUGUAGUCCAUGUGGUCCAUGUAGUCCAUGUGGUCCAUGUGAUUCAUGUGAUCCGUGUUGUUCAGGCAACGGUUGUUGUGGUCCAAGUCCAUGCGGCCCAAAUCCAUGUUGGAAACCUAUGUGUUGUGAUGCUUCAAGUGCAUUCCCAUGCUCCGUUCUAAAUAUUGAUUGCAGUUGUGGGUAUUUUAAUUGCUGUGCAGGACCCAGUUGUAAUGGCUUUCUGUAUUGCCAAACUUUCAACCGCUGAUCAGAGUCACCGAAAAUGAUCUAAUCGAGGGUCUUGUGAUAUUAAUAAUUGUUAUGUGGUAAUUAUCAAGCUUACGACUGCUGUAAAUGUGAUUCCUGCAUAGGGUAAGACCAUCAUUUCCUAUAUGCGCUAAACUAUCACUGUGGACGGUAUAUUGUCUAGUCUGAAAUGUGUGAACGAAAAUAUUAGGAAAAUAUAAAAAAUAAUAUUAAAAAAAUAUAUUAAAAAUGUGUGCCUGUGAUUGUUAAUUUAUGCGUCCAUGGGUUGUGAAUGAUCAAUAUCAAACACAAUACAGACUUGCACGAAGACUAUAACGAAGACUAUAACUAUAAAAUGGGUUUACUCAAUAAAGAUGGAGUAAGAACUUCAGUGUCAGAACCAGCAGUAUCGACAGGACAACAAAGUCAGAACACUAAAAUUGAGUUUCCACCCUACGAAGAAGAAAGUUUACCAACGACUACACCGCUGAAUAAACAAACGAAUAACAAUGAAGUGCUUAAACGAGAACUAAUUGACUUAUUGACGAAGACUAAUAAAAAAAAUCGUUGUUGUUCUAAGCAGCAAAAUUGUGUUCAACCACCGCCACCAGCACUAGUUGGUCAUGAGAGAGAAGGCUGUAUUUUAGAUGACAUUGUGCACUGCAUAGAUUCGACGCUCGAUCUGACUGAUUCUGAUGAAUGCUGUUGUUGUUGUUGUUGUUCUUGUUCUUGUUCUGAACAACAUAAAAACUCAGACACCAGUAUGAAGACAUUAUAUACCAGAACGAAACAUACUAAAACAAACGAGUGUCCGAUCCCUAUGUAUCCUGUCGUCAUGUGCUGUAUACCACAAGGGGCACAAAAUUAUAAAUGUGACCCAUGCUGUUCAUAUUCAAAAAUAUCACAUGCAAGGUUGUCAUUUUUAGAUCAUUGUAAAAUUACACCCGAUAUGUCUUGUUGUCUUGAGAAUAAGGAAGGAGGCUGCUGCUGUUGCCGCAAAAAGAAAAAAGAACCUCAAAACUGUCAAAUCAUUUUUCAACCUUGCAAUGACAAUAGAGCACAAAAUUACAAUUCAUACACAUUGCGAAACGUAACUUCUGACCCUAAAUAUAAAAAAAAUUCCGGACUGUGUUGUUGCGUUAGUUCCAGUUCCAGUUCCAGCUCCUGUUCUUGUUCAGAGAAUUCUGGAAAUGAAAGUAAUGGUGAAGAUAACGGUUCGUGAGUUUCUUACUGUUAAGGGAAGAGUGCAAAAAGUAUUGUAGAAUGCAUUGAGGCAAACGCGGGCUAAUAAACGAAUUAAAACGGUACAUUUUGGACAAUUGGAACCGAAACAGUUAGGUUGAGGAGUCAAAGGUUGUACAGAAUGUACUAAGUUUUAAAUUCUAAAAAAAUCAAUUUAGACAGUAUAUCAAAAUCGACCGUGCAAGAUCAACACAUAAACAUAGAUAGUAAAAUAAUAAAGUGAUUUAAAAUAA
Molecule: messenger RNA, 2855 nt
Organism: Teleopsis dalmanni
Lineage: Eukaryota; Metazoa; Arthropoda; Insecta; Diptera; Diopsidae
Exons: 5
Coding region: 113-1402 (429 amino acids)
Source: RefSeq, a predicted model, not a curated record